This is a messenger RNA of Mollisia scopiformis, 429 nucleotides long. RefSeq lists its product as uncharacterized. The transcript has 2 exons. Bases 1 to 429 code for a protein of 142 amino acids. The record is from RefSeq and is a predicted model, not a curated record. NCBI's taxonomy places the organism in Eukaryota, Fungi, Ascomycota, Leotiomycetes, Helotiales, Mollisiaceae.
AUGGGCAGCGCCACCCCUGCCGGCGAGCGAUACGACCGUCAAAUGAUUUACAGUGCAGCCCAGCAGGGUAAAGAAGACAUGGCAUGGACCAAGACAGCCGUGACAGACAGGACAGGAUGGAGGGAUGCGAGGGAGUUUAACGGAACAAGAAAAUAUCGAGAGUUUGGGCUUCACGAUGCGCGCUGGGCUGGCCGUGUAUCCUCGAGAGACACCGCUGGCGAGGACGUUUAUUCGAGGCGUCUUGUCUGGUCUAGUCUUGGCCCCUACAGUCGGAUGGAUUACUUUGGCUGGUGGAUCGUGGAUGGUGGAUCUAAGUGGAAGGACAUCGCUGGCCCCAUUGCUCUGGUUUGGUCCUUCAACGCCGCCGCCGUACCGUACCGUGUACUACAGCAGUACAGUACUACCAUGUCAACUACUGUACUGUACUGA